GGUUUUACGCACCACUGAAGGGUCGCCUCCAUCGACAUAACUCCCAUCUGUCCCUCCUCCUCUUCUUCGCUGGUCCUGACACCGCCGGGGAGCCUCCACGCCGUGCGACAUGGCCGAGCCAGGGAAAGGGGUCACCGCCGGGAAACUGGCCAUCAAUGUCCAGAAGAGACUGACCAGGGCGCAGGAGAAGGUAGACUGUUCUCUCAGCUGAUCAGAGGCUCGCAUGGCAGCGGGACACUGUGUCCUCUUGUCUCUGUGAAACCAGAUCCCUCAACUCUUUACCAUUGAAUUCCACUAAUCUGAAUUUAAAAAGGGUCUUGACAUAAUAUUCUCUUCUAGAAAUCAGUGAGUUGUUCCAUAUCAGGGUUUUGAGGGGGGUGGUCAAAGCAAUACUUACCUGAACUUCAGAUGUGAGGUCAAACAUGUGAGCUAAGUUUUGCUUACUUAAACUAUCUGUACAUAUUACUAUUAUCUGGUUUUAAAGAGAAAACUCUGAAUUGUAGUACACUGAAUAUGCCUUAUUAGAGCCAUGACUCCCAGAUUAAUUUAACAUUGAGAUUGUCUUGAAGAUCGUAGCCAGAUCGUAGAUUAUGUAGCCACCAUACCAAAACACUGAUCUAAAUUAAGGAGUUUGAUGUGCUUUAAAGGCUAGAUUAAGGAUUUAGAAAGAUAUUCUCAGUGUGUGCAAGUUUAAUCAACACAGCUGAAAUUUCUCAGAGCAAGAAAACAAGCUGAAGAGCGGCUGUUUGCAUUUUCAGCCUCAGUGUCAAACUUUUAACACAAGUAAACAUUUGGCUUCAUUAGCUGAAUUUAUUCAAGUAGUUAGUUACAAUUUAAAAAUAAAGAAGAGUGCAGGGAGUGGAGUCAAGUGUUUAGCAUCUAUAGCAUCUCGUUGGUUGUGUGAUUUUGAAAAAUCCAAUUUAGCUGAACCAGAAUGCUAUAUCUCUGAGUUUACUAAUUUUAUUUCACAGUAAGUUACUACAACAUACAGAAUUAAUAUUUGAUGAUAGGGAAAGCUCUUUAUAGUGACAGAAUGAAACCUGACCAACGGUCUGUGUUCAGCUCGCUGUCUGUGAGUUAUUAUUGUCUGUCCUAAUCACUCCUGUCGCUUAAGCCUGCUGGGGUUUUACCCUCUAAUCACCUCAGUACCACACCAGGAGUGCUGUCAGUCAGUCCCACACUUUUCACCUCUCACUUUGUUUAACUUAACAUGUUUAAGAGUCGCUGCUGUUGGUAUUUUAUUCAGACUCUUCCAAAAGUCUCCUCAUUCUGCCCUUUUCCCUCGCAAACUUGGCUCAUCCUCCACUCUUUAAGGUUAAAUUUGGCUAAAAUAGUUGGUUUUUAAUGUGCUGGUUUGCUUUUUUCAGACUUGAGUGCAUGAGAAGUUCCCCAGCAAAGCUAACUUCACUAAACACAGACAUAGUCCAACUACUUUGAGAGUCUUCCUGCUGUGGCAGAGUCCCUGUGCAGAGCUAAUCGAUCAUUUCAGCAGCUCUGAAUGAACUUUGGACAGCUGCUGUUGAAUGAAAUAGCAUCUGUGUCCCACGUUCCUCCUGGCCUCAUGUGGGAGCUUGUUUAGCAGCAGGCUUGUCUUUAACAUCGCCAUUGCGUACUCGUCUUUUCUAUGAAAAUAGCAUAUUAUGGACAGCAGUAAACCCAGAUUUCCCCCAAAUAAAAGGCUUUUUUUUCUACUGGCUGUAAGAUAAUUCUAUCAUAAAUUAAUAGCAGUCUGUGUUUUCAUAACAAAAGUCUUGUGACACUCCAAGUAAAAAUAAAUAAUCCGUUAAUCUCUGCAUCUUAGUCACCUUUUUAAAUUGGCCCAACCUUUACCAGCUACAUGAAGGAGGUUAAUAAACCCAUUACCCAUGAUAGGAUUCAAUCAAUUAGUACAAAGUAAUAAAUGCAAAUACUACAACACUGUAAAGCUCAGAUGAAAAGGAUUUAUAACAUAAAUGACAGAUUUCAUGUCUUAAAUUUAGCAGGCGAAAGAUUUCAAGUAACUUUCUGCUUUUCUACUUAAGUCAAAACAAAAGACCAAACUCUGCAGAGCUCUAAAUGAGCUCGAAGGAAUUAAUACCUGCUCAUGAUUGCUCAGAGGUUGAGACUUUGAGAUGAGUCCGAGCCCUGAGUUAAAGCUCUGAGGGUAAAGAGGAAGGUCAGAGUAUCAUCUUCCUUCUGAAGGCCGGCCGAAAUGGAGGAGGGGUGCGUCGGAUUCAGCUGUCUGCUGGCGCGCCGUCCUCCACCCUCAACCCUUCACCCUCCACCUCGCCAGCUCACUUUAUGUCUGAGUCUCCUGUCCUGAGAGGAAGCUGGACUCUGCUGAAAGCUAGAACUAAUGCAGUCGUAGAUUUGCAGUAAAAGAAACAGACUCAGUUCCUGCGUUCCUGCACACUUUGACCUACAAACACCUUUUAACUUUGGCCUUUCUGUGCACCCUCACAGAGUAAUUUGAUUUAUUGACUCGUACAGACCCUUUUCUAGAAAUCAUCACGGUUGCCAUAGUGAUGUAAUCUCACCCUCUCAUGAACUGGUCAGCUGUGUAGCAGGGCAUGCUGGGCGAAUUCUCCUUGGUGGAAUCCGGAUGAGUUGGGUGACGGAGAAAGGGUGGGGGAAGGAGGAGGUGGAGUGGGGGCUGUAGGAGACCCACUGAGGUGCCAGGAGGGCAAGACCCUGGGUCUCUGACCUCCACCCUCUCUGCACUCAGAGCCCCCCCCCCAACACCCCAAAUACACCUCUCACAUCCUUCACUGACCUCCAAAAAUGGUGACUCUUAUCCUGCUAAAAGUCCGCUGCAAAGUGCCUAAAGUACUGAACGAAGGUCCUGUGAGGAGUUUGGAGCUGGUCAUGAAACAAACUGAAAUUAAUAUUUAUGCCUCAACAACCAAAACAAACAAACAAGACCAUAAACAAGAUCUUAGACCGCUUCUAUACAGUUAUUUGAAAUGUCUAAAACCACCAUCCAGAGGUGCCAGACAAAGCGAUAAACUGCUGGUACAGCUUUAUACACGUUAUAUGGCAGAAAAUCUUACUUAGUUAAAAAAAUCAUUAACUGAACACACAGAAAAAUUAAAAUCAACAAAGACUGCUCUGUCUUUGUCGCACAAAUGACAGAAACCCAAAGUUCCUCACAGGAGCUUUAAUGACAGAUAACAGCGGGGAGCGACAACCUCAAAAUGUAAAAACAAAACAAAACCUAAAUGAAUAAAAGCCAAAUUAAAGAACAAGUAGUGGCUUAAUAUGAUUAAGUUUCAAAGAGGACCAUCCCAGUAAAGGGCCUCCAAAUUUCAGAAUGAGUCAUAGUUUUCAUCAAUAAAAGCUCAAAAUGAAAGUGAAGUUACACAAAGAAAAGGUUCUCUGACAUUUUCUCACUUUAACAUCCAGACAAUUUCCCAAGAAAUAGAAACAAUCAAACACUGUAACUACUUUUCCGUAAAUACCAGUGUAGUUGCUUUAUACAACUACACUGUAGAGCUAUUAUAAUCUGUAAAAGGCACUCUCAAAACUCCUGACGAUAACUGCAAAAUGUUUGUUUUUAACUAUUUAUGAAAUGUUUGUGAAAAGCUUGUUGAAGCUAAAAAAGGGGGGUUAGAUGUAAAUACAUGUUUUUUUUUAUUUACUCUGUUAUCAUGUUAAUUAAAUAUUAUUUAUGUAGUGUAUCAGGAAAAGCAUAAUAAAAGCACGUCUUUAUUUUAAACGUAAAGAAAAGUAAUGUAAAUCCAAAACGAUCAAACAUCAAACAUCAAACCUCUAAGUUUCCACUGCUUGGCCUCCACACCUGCGCUCGCCCCAUGCCCCACCCCCUUUCAUGGACUCCCAGCAUGCCUCACUGCUGUGGGCGGAGUUCAGAUAUGUGUGUGAGUGUAUGUGGGGGGGUGGGGGGGUAUCUAUCUAUAACUCUUGUGGGCCUUCUCCUCCUCUCUGCUCUUAAUACCCCACAAACCUGCUGUGUGUAACCAGUAUAUUUUUGGGAGGUGAAAUUGAACACCAGUGGUUUUUGGAUGACGCUGAACACACACACACACACACACACACACAAACACAUACACACAUAUAAUAACACACUAAAGAGUUUUCCUAUGUACCAGAGUUUACAGUAAAAGUGACUCUUUGCUUCCACGCAUUAAUGGUGACUUGAAAGCAGCGAGGUAACAUGAUCUUUCCAGACUUUUCAAGAAUCCCCUGAAUGCAUCAGGAGACAUUUGAGUGCUGCACAAUGAGCCACAGACACUGAGGGCUGUAAAAGAUACACCAGGUGUGUCGUCCAAAUAUAGAUCUGGAGUUUAAUAGAAACAACUUGUUCAUGAUCUAAUUUUCAGGAAAGGCUUUGAAUUCCAUACCUGCACUAGAUUAAUAAUGCAAAUAUAUUACUCUGUUUAUGUGGCACUAACAAGGAGGUAGGAAAAAAGUCGUCCGUUUUCCAAGCUUGGUUGACUGAAGACCUGUUCUUCACUCACAAACAUGACACUGAAAACUGAAAAUGCAAACAAACCAAUGUUCAUGAGAGUUAAUUUGGAGAGAGAAAGAAAAAAAUGUAGUUUAAAUGUUGUUUUUGUAUAUUCAAAGCACAAACCCUCAGUCUGCUUCGUAAAAGUUCUUGGUGAGAGACACUUUGAAUAUCCUCAGUGUUAAUAUUUCAUGAAAAAAAAGGAACAUUACACUUCACUUUUUAUUCUCUAUGAUCUUUACCUCUAACUAAAUCUGCAUGACUAUAAUAGAUCGAUGGUUUGAAUACGCUAUAAAUAGACUGUUCCUCUGUCGUAGACUCUGAUGUGUGUAUGAAUGUGUGGAUUCUCAGUGAGCAGGUGUGUGUGUGUGUGUGCGUGCGUGCGUGCGUGCGUGCGUGCGUGCAUGUGUGUUUGUGUGUAAGUGUUGGGGAAGUCCCGUUGUCGUGUUGCUCGUGGUUUGUGUAUCUGUCACAGGAUUAUGGCAGCAGGUGGUGCUGGUGGUGUCGCAGCUCUCGGUUAGAUCAGAUUAGCUGUGACCUUGUGAACAAACCAAACAUCCUCAUUUCUUGUAAAGGAAACUUUCAAACACAAAAUGCAGACAUAGAAAAGACACAGAAACAUGUCUGCUUAAAGAUCUGAAUAAAAAAAACACAUUGAAUGAAAUGAAACUCAGACAGACUGAUGAAUCGGUUCACUGAUUGACUUUCUGCUCCUGUGGCCUGCUCUGCAGGUGAUGCAAAAGCUCGGGAAAGCUGACGAGACCCGGGACGCUGCUUUUGACGAGAUAGUGGCAAACUUCAACAAGCAGAUGGUCAGAAUGAACUUCAUUUCUUUUUUUUUACUGAUAUUCUUGACACUUUUUGCACUUUUUAGGUUCAUUUCUCUGUUCUCCUCCUUCUUCUCCCUCAGUCUGAAGGCACCAAACUACAGAAGGACUUUAAAGCUUACCUGGCAGCAGUGAAAGGUGAGUGUUGGUCGUUUUUUUCAGUAAGUUUGUCUCUUUAAAUGAAACAAAAGAAGCUCUCUGGACAGGUUUAUGUCGAUGUAUGUUUCUCCUGUUACGCUGUUUGUCUGGUUUUGUUUCAGCAAUGCAUGAUGCAUCCCGGCGACUGCAGGACUGUCUGGCUGACAUGUAUGAGCCUGAAUGGUUUGGAAAAGAGGAGAUGGACACACUGGCAGAGGUGAGAGAUGGAAACUGUUCAGUGAUGCAUACGAGUGGCUGUAAAAGAAUCUGGGACUGUCUCUUCUCUCUCUUCUUCUUUUAUCCCUAUGUUUCUUGUUUUCUCUGCUUCCAGCUCAGCAUCAGAAACACUUUUCACAAAACUAACACGAAUUUCCUCUUUCCGUUUCUCUUUCCACUCAUGCUUUUCUUUCUCUAACUGCAUGAAGGAGAUGAUAGAAAAGGAGAUGGACAAUAAUUUGGAGGUAAAGCGCAGACAGAAUCCAAAUCAGGGUCAGGAUAAAUUUACAAAAUACAGACAUUUGAGGGCAGAUUUCAAAUCUAAUCCAACUUUAUCGAUUUUUUUGUAGAUAUAAUGAUGGUUCCCAGUUUGGCUCUUUGUGAGACACACUGGUUCAGAUCUGCUGUUAGGUUGUAAAGUCCACAGGUCAUCUGAUAUUGACCUUUAAAAAUAAGUAUUUAUUCUUAAUUUACAGCAGCUGUGACCAGGAUAUCUUGACAGCAUUAAGCAUCAGUUUAAAUAUGAUAUGAAGUAUUUGUAAAUAAUUAAGGUUUCUUAUAUUUUACUUAAAGAAAUUAUAUUCAGUGUUUUACUUUUGCAGACACAGGCAUUCACAGAAGAAAAAGACUGAUUCAGUUUGCAUUAUAACCAAAGAAAUUAUAAAUUAAGUCUAGAGCUGAUCUUUAUUUUUUUCAAAAAAUCUCAAAUCUUACAAGUUAUUUUUAUCUCGAUUUUAAUACGAUUGUAUGUUUUUAUUUCAGGACACAGACACUCUGUGGUUGGAUUACCACCAGAGCCUUACAGAAAAAUCGUUGGCCCCCAUGGACACAUACCUGGCUCAGUUUCCUGACAUCAAGGUUUGUCUCAGUCGGCUUUAGUCACAGAGAAGUAAAGAAGGAAACCAAGUUAAAGUGACCUUUUCAUUUCAUGAUCCCUUCUGCCGCAGGCCCGUAUAGCAAAACGAGACAGGAAGAUGGUGGACUUCGACAGUGCGAGGCAUCACUUUGCCUCCUUACAGAAAGGAAAGAAGAAGGAUGAGGCCAAAAUUGCCAAGGUAACCCCCAGUGAGAGAGUGUAUUUGUUUGGGUCUGUCCCAUAGACUGUAUAUACAAUGGACAACUUGGUUCCGCCUACCGCCUGUAUACGGAUUUGAAGCCAAAAAGCUGUCGGUAUUUCCAGGAUUUUUCUUCAUUUCCUGAAACCAGCGCUGUGUAGCAAUGCGCACAUUCGGCCACGCAGUCGCAGAGAGUCGCUGUGAUGACGCUCGGCUCAAACAGCAUAUCCCCCGGGAGAGCUACGCAAUCACUGAACGCCCAUAGGCUGUAUCAGGUGUCGAUCAUAGCAAACAUGAACCCCCUAAUAACUUUUAAAAACGGAGCUUCACAGAAAACAGAGGACUUGAGCACAAACCAGUCUGACAGUAACUACAUGUCAACAUUGCAAGCAGGGGGGAGAAAAAUGUAUGUUCUGUGUUAUGAAUUUCUAAAGUUUGUCCACAGCCCCAUAAGCUUUGCUGGAGGAGGCGGGAUUUAUGACCUAUACUGCAGCCCAUCAACAGAGGGUGCUGUUCUCGGAGUUGUUCUCGAAUGCGCGCAUUGCUACUGCGCAGCGCUGGUUUCAGGAAAUGACGAAAAAUCCCUGAAAUACCGAGAGCUAUUUGGCUUCAAAUCUGUAUACAGGCGGUAGUCGGAACCAAGUUGUCCAUAGUAUAUACAGUCUAUGAGGCAGACUAUGAGGAGUAUCAGCUCCAUUCUAUAUACAGUCUAUGGUGUGUCCUAUAAGUGACUGUAUGAGCAUGCUCUGCAGUUUUAAACUUAAUAUGAUUUAAGGUUGUAUGAGCUAGUUGUUUUACGGACGAGUCAAAACAAAAGUCGUUGUGUGACUGAAAAGCUUCAGCUGAUUGUCCAGAUUAACAGAAGUGACUGAUUGUCUUGUUGACUUUAUGCUAAUUGACAUGCAUUUGUCUUGAAUUGUUCUUGGUUGCUUUUCUUCUUUCACCUCUCUUCUCUACCUUUCCUGGCCUCUUCUCUCUCUCUCUCUUGUUUCUUCUCUUCCUUCCUCUUCCUCCUCCUCUCUCUUUCUCCUGCAUGCUGUGUGCGGUUAGCCAGCAGCCUUGUUGGAGAUGGCGGCUCCCAGCUGGGCUCAGGGUUUGAUAUCAGCCCACCAGGUGGCUCAGACUAACCUCUCCUACAACCAGGUGAAACUCUGGUUCAUCACUGACUCCCCCCUCCUCACCCCAAACCUAUAAACCUGGUCCUCCACCCGUAGGCUCUCCACAUGAACAGAUAUGUGAGCAGCUUGGUGAAGUGAGGCAGAUCAGUGCUUAAACAUUUUAAAUAUUCAUUUCAUGGUCAAGUUUCUGCAGAAGAAAUUACACUUUUUUAAUGAACCCUGCUUGUUUUACAUUUGUUCUCUGUCUGCAACACUUAAAAUCAGUUAAAAGAAUGAAUUGAAUUAAAUUUGUGGACAUGAAAAGAGGAUUUUUUUAAUAAAUGAAAGACUUUCUGUCUUGUUUUUCGAAGUAACCCAAUAAUGCACACACUUACUCACAAAAUACGACCAAGGUUACACAGUUUGAUGGCUUUUAAGAGAACAUUUUUGCUGUUUUAGGUUUCAAAUGAAGCAUCUCAGUUUUAAAGAAAAGCUCAACUGAUCAUGUGCAGAGAGCCUCACAUUAAUUUGAUACCAAACUUCUGAUUUUGUUUAUUAUGUGUCACAGAUAUUUGUGCAUUUGACGGAAUUACCCUUAAUUUUUUUGAAUGCAGUUGUCAGCAUUCUUAUGUCUGUGGUUAUUAAACCCUGUUGUUUCUGACUUUCUGCAUGCAUGUGUGCUUUUAAAAAAAAACCCUGAAAUGAAUCAGUUUAGGUUACUGUUUACAUAUUUAUUAAGAUCUGUGUGUGUGUGUGUGUGUGUGUGUGUGUGUGUGUGUGUGUGUGUGUGUGUGUGUGUGUGUGUGUGUAGGCUGAAGAGGAGCUGGGUCGAGCUCAGAAGAUUUUCGAAGAGCUGAAUGUGGAAUUACAAGAUGAGCUUCCGACACUGUUUGAAAAGUGAGACACAUUAUUCUGUUUUAUUUCCUGUCGUUUAGAUUACUGUAAUGCCCUGCUCUCUGGCCUCCCCUAAGAAGAACUUACAUACUCCUCAAUUAUUACAAAACUCAGCUGCAAGAGUGCUGACGAGGACCAGAGGGCGAGAGCAUAUAUAACCCCAGUUUAAGCAUCCCUGCAUUGGCUCCCCGUCCGUUUCAGGGUUGAUUUUAAGGUUCUUUUAUUAGUUUUAAGAUGUAUUCACGAUCUUGGCUCCUCCUAAUAGCUGACUUACUUUUAUUGGCUUUUCAGUUUGGGCUACUUUCAAUUUCUAUGGUCCCCAGUUUUGGAGCAGCCUGCCAGAGAGCCUCAGGGCCGCAGAGACUGUUGAUGUUUUUAAGAAGAGUCUCAAGACUCAUCUUUUAACCAGGCUUUUCACUCAAAGCCUUUUCUUAUUUCUCUUAUUGCUACUGUUCAUUGUAAUCAAAGUUCUUAGUGUUUAUUUUAUGUAUUUUUAUUCUUACUUAGUUGUUCAUUUCAGGUUUUACUUUUUCUCUUUACUGCUAAAGAAAUCAGGCAAAGUUAAAAAAGAUGUUUGGGGGCUAGUACUGUGGCUGGGACCCUAUAUGUACUGUUGAUGAAGUUAGGUGCUGUUCUGAGCAUUAUUUGUGGCUAUAGAGUGACUUUUUGGUUGAGGUUUGUUUAUGGCUCCUCAGACUGCUGUGUAUUGCUAUUGUGCGGUCGUCACUAAAGUUGGUAUAACUGGAGAAGCAAGCGGUCGGCAACAUUCAUCACUCAAGGGGGUGUCUAACUUGGUGUUAACGGUGUGUUUGACCCUAAAUUUAUUUAACGCCGGAAUAUCCCUUUAAAUGCUCGCUUUGUGCACUUGUGUGUGGGUGGGAGGGUCGGGUUUCACUGUUGUUUUUAGCCUCUUUAAGGCACUUUGAAUCACACUCUUUUAUGAAAAGUGCCAUAUAAAUAAAACUGAAUUAGAAUUUGAAAAUGAUGUGUUUGUGUGUGUCGGCAGUCGUGUUGGCAUCUAUGUUAACACAUUCCAGGGUGUUGCAAGUCAUCAGGAGAAGUUCCACAGGGAGAUGGGCAAGGUGAGAUCAUUGCUUCAACAGUUAGUAAACAGCUGAUGUUUUGAUUUGUCAGAGAUUCUCAUCUGCUUCAUUUGUCUCCUUAGCUCAGUGAAAACCUGAACGACAUCAUGACCAAGCUGGAAGAACAGCGGCAGCUCAAGUAAGUGACAACGGUACCAAGUACUUAAAGUUUUACGUAAUGUCAAAUCAGUUAGAGUAAUGUCUCUCAUACCGCCCCUUAAUACAGAAAAAGUGGUACUGCAGCAGCAAAGACAGGAGAUGAUGCCAAGAGGUAAAAUGGUCUGCAUGCAGGUUUUUGCAUGAAUUCAAUCUUUGGUUUAUUAAGAUUACCUCAUUGAAUAUCUUUGAAAUAGGAGUUCAGACCACUGGAACAGCAGAAGAUAGAAACAAACAAAGGAUGAUUAGGUCCAUAAGUAUAACAUUAAAUUUCAAUAUUCACUCUGAUUCAUCUUGAGAGCACCCAGAAGUUCAGCAUGAUCAUUUUAACAGUUCCUUCCCUGCACAGUGCACACUUCUAUUUGCUCUUGCUGCCAUAAAUUAAUGAAAAUAAAAAUGAUUAUUUGAAUGUUACAGUCAGGUUGCUUUAGUACAAGGCCGAGCAAACACUUGUUUGAUAAUUCCUCCUCCUUACGGUCUACUCUGCAUGUGUGCCAUCAUUUCCUGUUAACUCACCUUUUUGUGUACAGCACAUUUAUUUAUAAAGCUAUUUGCCGCCCUCGUGUGGAUGAAAAUGAGAACUGCAUGUCAUUAAACCUGACUCCUUUUUUUCUCUCUGCCUCUUUGUCAUAUCUUUCUUCGCUGUUUUGUUCAGCCUGUUUUCAUUAUGACAUCAUGACAUUAAAUCAUCUUUAUCUUUUCUGUUGCCUUCUUCUUUAAGUGAGGAAGCCAACCACAGUGAAUCGGCCAGCUCAGCACCAAAGGUAAAAAAAAACUCACUGGCAGCAUCUAAAAACUCUCUGACAACAUUAACAAUGAAAACCUGAACUAGUUAGUUGUCUGUUGCCUGAUUGCAUGCAUUUUUUAAUUGGUUUGAUACUUAACCCUGUACAUGGCGCAGAGGCCAGGUCCUCCUCCUAGCCGUCCUCCGCCCAGACUGACACCGUCUCCAGACCAGAGACAGCAGCAUGCCAGCCUGUUAGAGGACGAGGCCACAGUGCCUGACACUGACACAGACUACACCUCCGCAACAACACAACAGGUCAGACCAUAGAUCCUUCUGCUUGACUGUGCAAGUCAAAAGUACGAUCUGUAAAGUGAGAAGUAAGAAAAAAGUCAUUUCUUCAGGGUAUUGUAGAUAUUAAAGGAUAAAUUUUGCCUUUUAUCAUUUCAUUACUUAUUAGAAUAUUUAUUCAGUUUAUUUCCACAGUCAGAGCAGAGGUUUGCAAAUCAAAGUACUUAAGUGUGGCGACUAUUUCUCAGGCAGAAACCCCUCCUAACUCAAGUGUAUGAAUGAAUGAGUGUGUGUAUGUUUACGUGUGUGUAGCAGAAUGAGCUUUGGUCAGUGAGCCUGCUGGAUUGGGAUGUAGAGGUAUUACAGCCCGUCACAUGUUCAGCUCCUAAGGUGGGUGAAGGUCAGAGCUCUGAGCAAUUGCAUGCCGAAGAAAACGUUAAUUACAUGACAUACAUUUGGAUAGGGUUCCAUUCAAAGAGAGUAGUUUGAGCAAGAGAGCAAACUUGAAAUCUUUGACAUUGAACCGUGCAUGAGUCAAAUAGUUUUGCAAAUUUUUGACUGCAUGUAAAUACAUCUAAUCAUUCAUUUCAAUGAGUGUAUGGUUGAGUAGUUUUCUAAUACUCUGCAUGGCUUUCUCAAUGCAUGCAUGUCCAGCCUUACUUUGCAUGAGAGUGUUUGUUUCUCUGGGUGCUGAUAACACAUUAUCGAUGACUGAAAAGAUUCAAUAGGAGUAUCAGCUCCACAUAGUGUAUUCUCAGAUUCAUAUUACAAGCAUAAAAAGAAUUAUUAAAAAAUAGUAAAUUAGUAAGCGCUAAAUAAUGGAUAAAUACAGGAAAAGAAACUUUAUUUUAACAGUUCAAAGAUGAUUGAAGUUGUUUUUUCAGCUAAAUUCUUGUGUGUUUAAGUAGUGUCUGAUGUAUAAUUGAGAUCUAGAAAAUAUCCUCUUGAGCACUUUCAUCUCAUUUACCAUCCUGUCUCUAAAUGCUUACGUAAGGAGCCGUCAUGGGACUCAUGGGUAAGCUUGAACUCCACAGAAAUCUUCCUCUCGUUCACAAUCACAGAGCUUUUGAAAGUGGAAUAAUAACAGUCCAACUGCAUCUUUUUGUUAUGGCAACCUCCCACACUACACCUUGUUGUGACUUCCAUUUUCCUUUCCAACCCAACAACUACUUGGGCAUUCAAUUGCUUUCUUCUUUUGCUCACCAAAUCGACACAUCGCCCCCCAAAAUCCUGACCUUUCAUAGAAAGAAGAGGACCCUACUGAUCAGGUUGAUGACCAAUAUUCAGAAGAAGCUGGGGGCUCCUGGGAAUACAAUGACAGCAACACACAAAGCUACACACAGCCGAGCUGGGACGACACAGAAACAGCCCAGGAUCAAGAGAGCUGGAAUGACGAUGGAGGAUAUACCACCCAGUCAUACACAGAGCCCAACUGGGACGAUGAUGGCACUCAAGUGGGACAGGGUGGCUGGGGCAAUGAUAGCGAGGUACAGGUAGAGUUAGAUGGGUAGAGACGUAGGUGUGACCUUAAAGCCUGGAAUCCAAGGACCUAAAGAUUCUCUCCUCUAAACAGGCACUUCCUUCCCUUCCUCUUUCCCGCUCUUUCCUCCUAAUCUGCCCAAACUGCAUCUUGAAACAACAUAAAACAUUUCUUCUACCCCUUCAAUAACACAUAGACCUGUUCUGCUUUAUGUUUGUGAUUUAGAGUGCGGUGACCAAUGGCUCAGGUGGUGACCUCCCUCCAGGAUUUCUCUACAAGGUUUGACAUUUUAAUACCUCCAUGUAUUCACCAUUGAAAUAAACAGUUUUAGAGAACGUCAACAUAUAUAUAUAUAUCUAUGUAAAAAUUUGUUCAGUUGCAGUUGUUGAAAUCCAGUAAGUUAGUAGAUUUCAGUAUGUUGCAGAUUAUGUAUAAAGCUCAUAAGAAAAUUUUGCCAGUCAACAUCCAGUUGUUAUAACUUAAAAGGAUUUGAAAUAUUUAAAAAGCCAAGAUUCAGAACUAAACUGAAAGAGCUGUGUUACAGUGAGAGGAAUAAGUUUGUGGAACAAUCUGAACAAAGAAACUAAAGAAGCUAAAUCAAAUUUCAUCUUCAAAAAAGUGUCAAAGACAGUAUGUUGAUUAAAUACAGGGAAAUAUGUUCAUCUAAGUCUUGGUAUGUUUGUUUUGUGGAAAAACGUGGAUUAACGUGGUCUUUUCUUCUUUCUGCUCCUUUUCAUUCACAUGUUUGAGAUUUUUCCUUGUUUGUAUUGAAUGUUUUGAAUAUUAACUGCAUGAAAUAAAGUAUGAAAAUGAAAAAAUGGAAAUAUAUGGAUCAUAAAUGAAUCAUAUUAAAUCAAAUCUUUUGUUUCCCCCUGUCCUCUAGGUAAAAGCGAUACAUGAUUAUGCUGCUACUGAUGGUGAUGAGCUUGAGCUGAAGAUGGGAGAUGCUGUGCUUGUUAUGGCCUUCGACAACCCCGAUGAACAGGUCUCUCUAACUGAUUCUUAGUGUUUUUGGCUUUAAAGAGAGCGAUUUCAACCCUUUCUGGGCACAUAAGUUAUUGAUAACCCAUUAAUAGCUCUUAGUGAAUUCAGGCUCUUAUAAAGUGAUGAGUUGUAAACUGUUUCAGAUGAAGUCAAAUUGGUUUUCUGUCCUCCUGCAGGAUGACGGCUGGCUGUUGGGUGUGAAGGAGUCUCACUGGGUGCAAAGCAAAGAUAUUUCAGCCAAAGGCGUUUUCCCUGAAAACUUUACUCAGAAGGUUUGAAUCCCAGGCCUCAAAAUGGUUCUGUCCCUCUCCUGUGCCCAAAACAUGUCAGAUGACUCUAACUGAUAGAGACUGGGUUGAAUUGUCACCGAACAUCCACAAACCAAAAAGGUGCAUGAUUAGAAAUGUGCACUAAGUAUAAACUCUUAAUCUAAAUAAAUGCUGUUGAAAGAUAAUGAAGCUUAACCUAAACCCAGAACCUUGUGGAAAACAUGGGUCAUCUUAAAAAUACAACACAAAUUAAACUCUUUUAUUUUUUCUGUUUUGUUUUCAUUAUUUUCUUUCCUGCAAUAUUUAUAUUUUUGUUUAAUUAAAAUGAGGCCCACAACAUUGCAUUGGGGAUAUCAAUAACAGGAGAAAGGAGUCAUGAUGUACUGUAUGAAUGAACUACUCUACAUUGUCUAUUGUUGAUGGAUUUUGGAUGAUUCUAUGUUUUGAGAAUAUUUCACAGUUCUUUGCAUGAAGCUUUUAACUGUACUGUCAUUUUCUUUUUUCACACACCAAACACUGUGACACCAGACACCACUAAUAAAAAAGUUGGUGUGCAGGGCAAUGCCUUGUAUUUUCACAGUUCCUUUACACACAGGAUGAUCAGAGGGAACAUUUUUUUUGUUUGUUUUUUUUUUCAUUUAUAACAUGGCCAUUUUGCCUGUUUCCCAAUGCACAAAUGGGAUUAUUUAGUUUUUCAGUCAUCUUCUCGUUGAUGGAUAAAAGCAAGAUCUAAACCUGAAUCCCAGUUACUUUUUUUUCUUCUUUUAUAUUUUCACCAAGUGUGAUUGUUCACCAUCAAUACAGAUAUCAUAUUACUUUCUGCAAUCGGGGAAGAGGCUAUCUGACUGGACUGUCAACCUAUUUCUGCACACCAGAGAACUCUGGGUCACUUACUGUAGUGUUUUCACAAUAAAUAUGAACCUGUGGCUAAAACAUCCAGAACCUUUAUCUGGUUCUUGGUGAGGAGCCUGCCAUCCAAACUCUAAGAAAAUAUCCAGCAGUAUAAGGAAACCCAUGCAAAAGGUAUUAUUAUUACAUUGUGUUGAAGGAGUUAGAAAGGAAUAAGUCUGAGAGAUAACUAACGCACCAUCUGUUGGAUGAAAACAACAUUAAAGAUAAAUGGAACAAUGUGCUUUGUCAAUGUGACCUGUGUCUUGUCCUUUUUACUCUGUCUGAGUUGUGGUGAUAUUUUCCUUUUAGAUAGAUAUUACAUUUUAAUUAUUAACAUCAGCUCUCAAGGGUAAAAGAAAGUAAUUAUUAACUUUUUUGUUAUUGUAAUGUUGAAGGUAAUUGAAAAGGCAUGCACUAUAGAGCGUGAACUCUCUGCCAUCAAAAUUACACAUGUGCACUAGUAUUUAAUGUGAUAAACCAAAUUGAACUUUGUACGAGGGGCAAAUAACAUCCUUUUUUUAAGAUAAGAUAAUAAACUUGAUAAAAUUUUUGACUACCAAAACUGUAGGUAUUGUUUCCUCCCCCUCUCACAGUCUGAGUUAAUUAGACUCACCUGGUGAUUCUCGUUAGGGUUAGCUGUUUUUAAUGGGGAACACCUGCUG
Xyrichtys novacula (pearly razorfish) is the source of this 15210-nucleotide messenger RNA. Lineage: Eukaryota; Metazoa; Chordata; Actinopteri; Labriformes; Labridae. The record is from the annotation of a GenBank genome assembly.